AUGAGUCUAGCCAACGUAGCUGACGAGAUUGUUCGUCAUUAUGCACCGAAUCCAGAAAUGCUACAAGGCAGACUUAUCGACGUUCGCAAGCCCGAACGUACAAGACCAACAGACGAGCAGUUCUUCUAUGCCAAUAACAAGCCCAACGUCGCGUUCUUGCGGCGUCACUUCCAUGCUGAAGGCAGGUUGAACGAGUCCCAGGCCAUCUACAUCCUCGAGAGAGCAAAGGAAAUCUUUGCGGGAGAACCAAACGUGCUAGAUCUAGAUGCUCCUAUCACCAUAUGCGGAGACAUACACGGCCAAUAUGUGAGCCCCGUUCAUUCGUCUGAUUUAGUGGAUCUACUCGACUCCGACCGCGAAUACUCGGUCUAUUGGCACCUACGUUUUCGUCGUCUCGUGCCGCCCGUUCCCCUUUCGUCAUCCGUCUUUGCACCAUUCACUAAUGAUACAUUCAUACAGUACGACCUUAUGAAGCUCUUUGAAGUAGGAGGGAGUGUCUCAAAAGGACGUUAUCUCUUCCUCGGAGACUACGUCGAUCGUGGAAUGUUUAGUAUCGAGUGUGUGCUGUACCUGUUUGCGCUCAAAAUCUGGUACCCGGAUCGGUUGUUCCUCCUCCGAGGCAACCACGAGUGUCGACAUCUUACGGAGCACUUCACCUUCAAAGCCGAGUGCGUCAAGAAAUACUCGCUUCUCCUCUACGACGUUUGUAUGGCCACUUUUGACAGGCUGCCACUCGCAGCAGUUGUCAACAAGCAAUUCUUCUGCGCCCACGGUGGUAUCUCUCCCGAAAUGACCACCAUUGACGAUCUGCGUGUCAUAAAUCGAUUCCAAGAGGUUCCUACUGAGGGCUUGAUGAACGAUAUCCUAUGGAGCGACCCCGCAGAGCACAACAUUGAACCUGAUGGCGCCGACGACUUUGUGCGAAAUUCAGCCAGAGGGUGCAGCUACUUUUAUACCUAUAAAGCGGUCUGCACCUUCCUCAAGAGAAACAAACUGUUGUCAAUUAUCCGCGCCCACGAAGCACAAAAGGACGGCUUUAGGAUGUACAAGCUCACUCCCGAGGGCUUUCCUUCCAUCAUCACCGUAUUCAGCUGCCCCAACUACCUCGAUUCGUACCAGAACAAAGGAGCUGUGCUCAUUUACGACAAAAAGAUCACCGUCAGGCAAUUUACCCAUCAGCCACACCCAUACUGGCUUCCGAAUUUCAUGGACGCUUUUACAUGGACAAUGCCCUUUGUGGCCCAAAAGGUGGCAAAUAUGUUCGAAGGUCUACUCAACACAGUAUCGACUGAGGAGAUCGAGGAAGAGGAGGCCAAGGUCGAGCAACUGAACGCGCAAGAGAUUCUGGCAAGACGCCAGGCAAUCAAGAACAAGAUACGAACAGUUGGCAAGCUGAGCCGUGUAAUGGCCCUCCUUCGAGAAGAGGCAGAACGCUCCUCGGAACUGAGACGUCUGGAAGAGGGAGAAGAAGAGGCCGGCGUCGACGACAAUACACUCACCGCUGGUGAUCAGCUUGCCCGACAACGUCUGCAUGGAUUUGAUGACACGCGACGAUCGGACCUGAACAACGAGCGACUCCCACCGUCGUAUCAUUACUCGCAGGUUGAUGCGGGAGGGGCAUACGAUCAUUACUCAAAUGGAAGCCCAUACGGGCAGGUGCAGCAGCAGCUCCCACACGAUUAUGUCGCGCCAAGUGCGCGACGCUGGUCACGCGAAGAGUUGGAGCGACGUCUUCGACAGACGAUGCGUGAUCAGUCAUAA
Molecule: messenger RNA, 1761 nt
Organism: Serendipita indica DSM 11827
Lineage: Eukaryota; Fungi; Basidiomycota; Agaricomycetes; Sebacinales; Serendipitaceae
Source: the annotation of a GenBank genome assembly